Messenger RNA from Exophiala xenobiotica, 2417 nucleotides. RefSeq lists its product as uncharacterized. Lineage: Eukaryota; Fungi; Ascomycota; Eurotiomycetes; Chaetothyriales; Herpotrichiellaceae. The transcript has 4 exons. The record is from RefSeq and is a predicted model, not a curated record. The coding region runs from base 71 to 2365 and encodes 764 amino acids. Gene Ontology annotation, biological process: attachment of mitotic spindle microtubules to kinetochore; mitotic spindle assembly checkpoint signaling. Gene Ontology annotation, cellular component: nuclear envelope; mitotic spindle; kinetochore.
CUAGACAUUGAGAACACAGAACGUCGGCGCGAGUCCAGCCAGAACUCUCUGGGACUGCACACCGGGCGCCAUGAGUUCUCCAGCAUCGAAAAGGUUGCGCUUGUCGACGUCAAGGACCUCUAUCUCGGGUAGACGACAAAGCGUCUCUGGGGUUCAUUCGUCACUUCCACGCCCAUCGUCCGCGGCUGGCAACAGAAUAAGUAGCACGCAACCCAGCUACGAUUUCAUCUCUGGCGGAGCGACUGAGAAUCCUCUACCACCUUUGCGACAAUCCAGACUGCGCCAGCCCUCGGUUACCAGACAAGACCACAGUCAAGAUGAGAACCUGCGAGCCAAGAUAAAUUCGCUGGAAUAUGAACUCAAGAAUCUCCAACAAGAACGCGGACUUCUGGCUCUGCAACACGACAAGGAACUUCGGGAACAGCAAGCUAGAGCAGAGGCAGACUUCAAAAAGUACCAGAAUGCGGAAAGCGCAGCUCAAAAAGCGACGCGGCGACAGGAAGAAAUCGCUAGAGAACUACGUGAGGCGCAAGACCAAUGGGUCAAUGAGAGAACGACCUUGGAACGAAAGCUACGAGACCUCCACGAUCAGACCUCAUCCUUUAAGGAAGAUGCGGAGGAUGCGCAGGCACGAUUAGCAGAUGAAGAAAGACACCAUAAACACCAGCUGGACGAUGUCGAGGCGAAACGUGCGGCGUUGCAAGAGACGGUUGACAGCAUGAAACAAGAGCUGGAAGAUUUAUCGAGCCAAUUUGAUGCGUCUCAGGCCCGUUUGUCAGAGCGAGAUGCACGAGUCGAGAGUCUCGAAGCGGAGGUGUCUGCGCUGAAGUCGCACUCCGCAGACAGUGAGGCAUUAACGGUCCUGCAGAACCAACUGUCAGACCAAGUGGCUCACAUCCGGAAACUCGAGCAGAUGAACAGAGAACAACUUAAUGAGUUGAGGAGACUGCGAGAGACACAACGCAGCGUACAAGUGGUUGAAGAACAGAAACACGGGCUGGAAAUCGAAAUUCAAGUCUUGAAAGAUGUUGAACGGCAACUGGGCGAAGCCCAAAUCCAGAAGGAAAUCCUCGAAGACGAGAAGCGGACGUGGACCAGUCUGCUGGAACGUGAUGGCGAGAACGAAUUCGGAUCUCCAGAAGCGGUUGUCAAGGCGCUGAUCCAGCAACGCAUCGAAUGUGCUUCGGUCAUGGACAGAUUAGGCACAAUCGAGAGUGAUCUAACCGAGAAAGACGAAAUCAUCAAAGCCUUAGAUGCGGACAAAGCAUCCCUCAAGGUCGAGUUGGAGAAAGUGAAAUCCUUGCAAGCGGCACAAACCGAGCCUGCUAAUGACAACAAAGCCUACAAGCGGCUCGAACGCCAGAGAUUGCUGGCGGUCAAGGAGGUCGAGUAUCUGCGCGCACAGCUGAAGACGUUUGAUACCGAAGAGACAAUAUUAAUGGACAACCAGAACUUUGAUGCCCUACGGUCUGAGCAGAUCAAGCAACUUGAAACCCUGGUUGAUCAAUAUAAGACUGAAGUGCAGACCCUUCACUCUGAUAUGUCGAAGCUGGAGUCGGCUCCUCCUGCAGCUGCGCAGCCAGAGGAGGCCCGAGGCACCAAACGAUCUGCAGAGUCGCAAGAGCCAGACGGCGAGAGUCACUCACAGCUCGGAGCUUUGCUGCGGAAAAACAAGAACCUACAGAUCGCAUUGCAGAAAACUGCACAGCAGUCUCAAAUGCUGGCCACAGACUUGCAGGCUACCAAGGCACAGCUGAAGGCAUUGCGAGAGACCUCCAAGACUCGGAUGCUAGAGCUUCGAGACAACCCUACAGCCAGGGCCGAAGCCAUUAAGAUGUCCACCUUGCGAACAUUGAAGGAAGAAAAUGCAGGACUGCUGGCUCAAUUACGAGGUGAAGACCUCCAGGGCGUGAAGGUCGUACCUGUCAGCACAGUCGAUGCACUCAAGCUUGAUCUGAAGGAUAUGGAGAUGGUUGUGGCGGAGAAGGAGAAACGCAUGAGACGACAACGGGAGAUCUGGACACAGAAAGCCGCCGAAUUCCGCGAUGUUAUUGCCAGUGUGCUUGGAUACAAGGUCAACUUCCUACCCAACGGCAAAGCCAAAGUAUCCAGCAUGUACUACGGCCAGACCCAGGAUGCCGACGAGGACAGUGAUGAGGAAGACGAGCACUACAUUGUUUUCGACGGGGACAAUGGCACAAUGAAGAUCAGCGGCGGCCCAGACAGUGCCUUUGGCGAAGAGAUCAGGGAUCUGGUGAACUUCUGGGUCAAGGAGAAGAAGCAGAUUCCCUGCUUUCUGGCAGCCAUGACUCUCGAGUUCUAUGAGAAGUUUGCGAACAACAGUGGGAAGCUGGACGGGUCCUGAAGCAUGGAGGGAUCUAGUAUUUAUUGUAUAGUAAUGAGACGAUGUCAUUCGG